UGCUCUCUCUCUGCACCCAAACAAACACCAAUCCACCCCCCUAUGGAGAACCAAGGCAACAACAAAACCCUCUCCUUCAUCAGAACAUCAACCACCACCAAUGCCGGCUUCCUCGAGAGGGGAAGGCGGAUCAAGAUGGCAGCCGAGAUGGGCCUUGCCGAGUCCUCCCGUGGCCGCCACUGGAGUCGCGCCCUCCGCGACCGCCUCCUUCGAAGGACAGGAAACGGUGCGUGCGGGUGCCAGAAAGAAGGCUUGACUCCUUCUAAGGUGGCUGAAGACUUGGUUGGAGAAGAGGGAGACGAUGAGGUAAAAGAGAUAGCGAGAAAACUGAGAGCUCUUCAAGAGCUUGUCCCUGGUGGCGAGGACUUGGCGAUGGACCGGCUCUUCGAGGAGACGGCAGACUACGUCGAGGCGCUACAGAGGCAGGUUAAUGUGAUGAGAGCGCUUGACAGCUUGCUUGGUAGGUUGGAGAAGGAAAAGAGGUUGAUGGGAGGGUGAGGAUGAUUCUUCUUGGGUUCUUUAUUCUGUUGCAGACUUUGAAAGUAACCUCCUUCCAAUGAUAAUUAGAAAGAUGAAGAGGAGCGUUUAUUUGCAAUUAGUUCUCCUUCUUUUAUGGUUUCUUUUCUAUAUGGUAGCAAGCUUUGCUUUCUUGGUACUCAAAUCUUGACUUUGAUAUAAGAGACUUUCAAUUAAUUGUA
Molecule: messenger RNA, 698 nt
Organism: Elaeis guineensis (African oil palm)
Lineage: Eukaryota; Viridiplantae; Streptophyta; Magnoliopsida; Arecales; Arecaceae
Product: transcription factor bHLH149
Biological process (GO): regulation of DNA-templated transcription
Source: RefSeq, a predicted model, not a curated record